Messenger RNA from Paralichthys olivaceus (Japanese flounder), 4038 nucleotides. It is a transcript of the gene cabp7a, whose product is annotated as calcium-binding protein 7. Lineage: Eukaryota; Metazoa; Chordata; Actinopteri; Pleuronectiformes; Paralichthyidae. Gene Ontology annotation, molecular function: calcium ion binding. Gene Ontology annotation, cellular component: trans-Golgi network membrane. The record is from RefSeq and is a predicted model, not a curated record.
CAAAACAUUGGGAACGGAUGGAACCACUGGAUCUCGAGACCACAGUCUCCGAGGAUCCGGACACGCACUCACCUGUCACCUGUGCACGCACCGGAGAGACACGUUUACAUUUGUGGUUGGUUCACGCGUCGCUCCCCGUGGAUUACAUGAAGGUGUCUGGACCUUGAGGACGGAGUGCGUCAGGAGGAGAGAGCGCGCGUGUCCAACAAGUGGACGCAAGACUCGACUGAAAACACAAACUCUCAGUGGAUUGAUUGAUCACCUGCUAAUUCAUCCAUCCAAGGAUCGAUCGAUCGGUUCACAGUUGAGACUCAACUAACCUGCGCUCAUUCGCUCUGCCUCAGAUGUGGAGCUGGUGCGCAUUGUCUCGCUCUGAAGUAGUUUCUCUCUCCAGUGACUGAGUAUUAUUUGUUCUUUUCCAAGCAAAUAAUGAAACUGCAAUGAGGUAAGACAACGCCUGCAUUUUUUUGUUUUUUCAUUCAUUGACCUAAAGCGAGAUUUUCGGAGGACACGCUGCGGAAUCCACCGCUCGCCCCCAUCAUCCACUGACGCGCUGCGGGUCCCUCGGUGAUCGUGGGGGGAAGUUGGGAUCCUCUCUGUGGGCAUCUCUGCAUGUCGAGGGCGCAGGUGGCAGCCAAAGGUCGCAGUCAUGCCGAUGCAUCCAGUCACCUCCACGUUGAUGUACCGGGGGAUCUGCACCAUCCCUGACAUCCUCUACAGCGCGCCAGUGAACCUGCCCGAAGACGAAGUUGAAGAGAUCCGCGAGGCCUUCAAAGUGUUCGACCGUGAUGGAAACGGAUUCAUCUCAAAGCAGGAGCUGGGGAUGGCCAUGCGCUCCCUCGGCUACAUGCCAAACGAGGUGGAGCUUGAAGUCAUCAUCCAGAGACUGGACAUGGAUGGCGACGGCCAGGUGGACUUUGAGGAGUUUGUCACUCUCCUGGGCCCGAAGCUGACGGCAGCUGGGUUGCCGGAUAAGUUCAACGGCACCGACUUUGACUCCGUCUUUUGGAAGUGUGACAUGCAGAAGCUGACGGUAGAGGAGCUGAAGAGGCUUCUGUACGACACCUUCUGUGAUCACCUCUCCAUGAAAGACAUCGAGAACAUCAUCAUGACCGAGGAGAACCACAUAGAGAACCCUGAGGAGUGCCAGGUGGAUAUAGACAGUUCCAGCCCGACGCAGCAAGUGAAGCAAACUUGUGUGCGCAAGAGCCUGAUAUGCGCCUUUGCCAUCGCUUUCAUCAUCAGCGUCAUGCUCAUCGCAGCCAAUCAGGUGCUGCGGAGCGGCAUGAAAUAGGAGCUGUGGAAUUUUCAGCCUUGAUCACCACCUAAAGGCUGCCUUGCAGAUAAAUGACUGAGAGAAUAAAAAAUAAAAAAUAAAAGCAUUCUACGGACAAUCACACAGGUGUAAAACAGGCUAACAUAUGACUGCUGGAGGCACCAAGGACACUUCAUGUGCAGGAAUCCAUCUUGGUGACAGAGACAAGCUAACAGCUCUCAGAAUUCCAAGGACAACAGGACCUCACAUAUAAAGAGACAGCGGUGUGUGUUAACUUGGACAGCUGACAAUACAUAUCACUCUUCGUAAUAACAGCGUUUAGUAUUCAUUAGCUAUGUGCAUUUGAGCAGUGUUGCAUUCACUAUGGUGGCAGCUAUAGAGAGAAGUGUAGUGACUGUCCAGUUUUGUAUUUUUCAGUGUACCAUCCGGUUAAUUAUAAAAGAAUAGAAAGAAAUCUGUGAAAUAUUGUGGGUAACAUUAAAGAAAAUGUAUUCCAGACGCUGGAAAGGAAUUUUGGUGAGACUUGGUGUGCACAGCGAUGUGUGGGGGCAGUGCAUGUGGUGCAAUAUUGUUAAAAUAAUAAAAAAACACCUCUUGGGAAUAACAAUAGCGUGGUAAGAAACAGGCAGGUGCAGAUUUCCAGGAAGGUGCCCAUGAUUGUGUGGAUGGUUUCAUUCAUCCACAUGCUGCAGGGCUUCAGGCUGAAGCCUCUCGGGAGGAAGGUGUUUGGGUCUGAAUGCGAAGGUAACUGGCUGGAAAGUGGCUGGACAUGCAGUAAACACUAAACUCUAUCUCCACAGCGGGGCUUUGUAGGCCUCGGAGUGUGACCGUCAUCUAUGCAUGAAGUGCAUGGAUUUAAAAACAGUCGUCUUGAAACAUUUGUAAAAGUUCUUAUCAAUGUAUUAAUCAUUAUGACUGUGUAACAGAGCUGUUCUAAAUACUAAAUGACAACUGUGAGCAAUUGUUUGUGGUGCAGGGUAUCAGCAAUCACAACAACAGUAAAUUAUACAACUGCAUGAAAAAGAAGGGCUGCUUUAGUACAUGCUCGUGAAAACUAUUUCUCGGAUCGUUAAUCCAUGGACAUUGUGCCUCACACGGGGCACCUGAUGAUGAUCUCUUACAGCAACCGAAGAGCAAACUCCUUCAAGAUGUUCGUCACUCAACCAUUUAAAGAAUAUGCAUCAAACUGAUCUAGCUGGGUUUAGAGGUGUAAAUCUGCAGGAAUGUAUUUUGUUCUUUUGUGUUUUUUGUCUGGAAGUGUUGCUAUAGAGCAAUAACUGUAUGUAAAAUAGUCAUCACAGGAUUCUUCAAAAACAUUAGCACCGAUGGACCUACAAACUGCUGAGGUCAAAAAAGAUUUUAUAGCACUUUUUCGAAUUAGAGUUUUUGGCAAUAUGGCAGACAUUGGCUCUGAUGUUCAAACAGUGAAGAUCACAGAUGAGUGGAAACCUGUGUGUUAGAAGUUGUCCGUUGCAUUGAAGUAAGACAGGGGCCAAAUCGUGUAAACUGUUGCAAUAAAACAUUAAUAUCUGUGAAGCACCACAUUAAAGAUUUGUUUGGAUGUGGUUUAGAUUGUUGUGCAUGCAUCUGGGUCAGGUCUGUCACAAUUGAUGUGUUUUGUGCAUUUGAAGCGACUUCAACCAAAGCUUUGGGGAAACAACACAACUGGGUCACUGAACAAGAGCAAGCUUGGUAAUGAGAUAAAAAAAACAAAAAAACAUUUGAAUUAUUAAAAAAUCUGAAAUCUUAAAGUUACCUAUGCUCACUAUUUUAGUAGACACUCUAGAAAGGAUUCAAUCUUACCUGAAACCAGGGAGGGCUGAAAUGCCUCAAAGCCAAAUUUGAAUUUUUGACAGGGCAGCAUUGUGUUUGAAAAGGCAAAAGAAAAAAGCCCUUCACAAUGCCUUCAAAAAUAAGACGGUGAAAUACAGAGAGCUGAAUAAUUCACAUCUCAUAAAUAUCCCCUUUUAGGAUCGCUAUUGGCAGCUCCCCAAACUUGGAUCUCACACAAGAGCCACAACCUGAAUUAGACAAUACCCUUUCGCCCAGAGCCUGGCUGGAUAAUGAUUAUCUCAUGCACUCGGGCAAUUUGUCAAGUCUGUUGGGAAAACACUCUGGUAAAAAUAUAGAAAAAAGCUCUAUUUAUUAACUAAUACCUUUGUUUCCAUUUUGCACUUUAAGAUGUGCCUCAACGCACAACAACAACUCACCGCCAUGAUUGUUCAUCCAUUUUGAGAUACAGUUAGGCAUAAAAUUACUUUACCAUAGAUGUAUAUUUUUGUGAUGAGAGCGCAACAGUAUAGAAUAUUUACUGACUGACAAAUGAUUAUGUCUCAUUCGUUUUCCAUCAGAGCAUUACUGAGGGAAGAUUUUCCUGCAUAAUAAAAGAUUAAUAAUUUGAUUCGUUGCCUUAUUCUUUGAGACACUUGUGUAUAGACAUAAACAUACAUGUAUCAUGGGUUUAUUGUUAAUCACCAGAGCAAAAUAUACAAACCAGUAUUCAUUUUCCUUUCACAGGUGAAAAAAACAGUAUGAAUUUGUUGAUAGUCUACUGAAUGUUAUAUUUCCAUUGAACUGUACUUUGAUACUCGUCUUUGGAUCUUGCAAAAAUGUUUAUUGACCAUGUGAUACGUGUUCAUUGACUCCACCAGAUGUUCUUCUAUGUGUGUGGAAUGGUAUUUCACAUGAAUAAAAUCAUACGCCAACCGUGUGGUGUGUCUGAAUAAUUCUGGAUUGUCAAAUCCCCAAUCACGGGGCUGAAG